Messenger RNA from Mesorhabditis belari, 1125 nucleotides. The record is from the annotation of a GenBank genome assembly. NCBI's taxonomy places the organism in Eukaryota, Metazoa, Nematoda, Chromadorea, Rhabditida, Rhabditidae.
AUGUACGGACCGAGGCCUCAAUCUUUCGAUUUGGAGGAUGGCGGGGAAAGGUAUUAUAUCGGAUUUGAAAUCGGCCACUACUUGAAGCUUGCGCGUGGCACUUUCUACAAGAAGUAUCCCCUUCUAUGGAAACGAGUGGCGACAAUGGAGGAGAAAGGGCGAAUCAAAAGCAUCAAUGCGUCACCCGCCUUCCUUGCUGCAAAUAUCAUGCUUGUCAGACAAACGGAGAUAGACGAAGUGUUAGCGGGGAAAGACGAAAAGUACAAGGGAAUCGGUGGGCAAUCGACACCGCGCGCAGAAGGAGAGUUCACCUCGUCGAAGCCGAAUCCGCCAAAGACUCCAGUAAUCAGUGGAUUAAUUGGGCGAAAUGUAGUAUCUGGCUCACAUCACCUAGAGGCUGUGCCCGCAUCUCAUCCAUCAGCAUACGGACGCGGGAAGUGCAAACAAAUCGAAACAAUAUAUUCCACGGAUGAUUUGGGACAAGCUCAAAGAUUGAUGGAGAAUGCCGAGCAACUGGAAGUUUUGAUGCCGAUUCGAUUGGAUAUGGAAAUCGACGGGAUCAAGUUGAGAGACACCUUUUGCUACAAUAGAAGCGAACAACUCAUCACUCCGAAUCUUGUGGCCGAGCGGCUAUGUACGGACCUCGGCUUACCACUCGCUUCUUUUCAAUCAGCCAUUUCUGCUGCCAUUUUUCAACAAAGUGAAGCAGCGGAAGAGAUGCAGCAAGGUCCAUCAGAAGUCACCGACCAACGAACAAUUCUUAAGUUGAACAUCAACGUCGGCAAUCAGAUUUUGAUCGAUCAGUUUGAAUGGGACCUGAGCGACCCAAGCAACAAUCCUGAGGAUUUCGCGGAGAAUCUCUGCGCCGAGUUGGGUCUUGGGGGUGAAUUUCGAUCUGCCAUCUCAUACUCUAUUCGUGGUCAAUUAAAUUGGCAUCAAAAAACACACUCCUUCUUUGAAUCGCCACUUCCCGCUGUUUAUUGUCCAUUCAGAAAUCCAUCCGACUGUGAGCAAUGGGGACCUUGCCUGGAGACGCUAACCGAUGCGGAAAUCGAUAAAAUGAUGCGAGAUCAGGAUAGAAAUACGCGAAGAAUGAGAAGACUUGUCGGGAGCCAUAAUCCUUUU